UUAUACAUUAUAAAAAUAUGCCAAAUUAAUGGAGAGUAAAUCAAUCAAUAUCUUCAACGUGGCCCAUUAAGGCCCAUCCAAUUGGCUACUUCCACUUUCCUAAUAUAUCUCAUCCCGGCGACCCUUUGCCGAUAAACUUUUCCUCCGUUAGACGGUUUACAAUGGCGAAAAUCUUCGUUCUUUCUAUCUUUUUCAUUAUCUCUUUCUGCCUUGCUCCGGUGACCAUUUCCGUCCAAUUCCAUGGUCAUGAAACCUUCAUCAUUCACGUUGCCAAAUCCGACAAGCCCCAUGUUUUUUCCACCCACUACCAUUGGUAUGCCUCCAUCGUCCGAUCUAUUUCUCCGCUCUCUCAAAACCCUUCUAAAAUCCUCUAUACCUAUGAACGCGCCGCCGUGGGUUUCUCCGCCCGCCUUACCGCCGAUCAGGCUGAUCAGCUCCGCCGUGUUCCUGGGGUAAUCUCUGUCCUUCCUGACCAAGUGCGUUAUCUCCACACCACCCAUACUCCUACCUUCUUGGGACUUGCUGACUCCUUCGGCCUCUGGCCCAACUCCGACUAUGCCGAUGAAGUUAUUGUUGGGGUUCUGGAUACGGGUAUCUGGCCGGAGAGACCGAGUUUUUCCGACGAGGGUCUCUCUCCGGUUCCUUCAGGUUGGAAAGGGAAAUGCAUGACUGGACCGGGUUUUCCCGAAAGUUCAUGUAAUCGGAAAAUCAUUGGUGCUCGAAUGUUUUACAAAGGGUAUGAAGCUUCACAAGGCCCAAUGGACGAAUCAAAAGAAUCGAAAUCGCCGAGAGAUACUGAAGGUCAUGGAACACAUACAGCAUCAACUGCAGCUGGUUCUUUGGUGGCAAAUGCUAGUUUUUACCAAUAUGCUAAAGGUGAAGCUAGAGGAAUGGCUAUAAAAGCAAGAAUAGCUGCUUACAAGAUUUGUUGGAAAAAUGGUUGUUUUGAUUCCGAUAUUCUGGCUGCAAUGGAUCAAGCUGUUGAUGAUGGUGUACAUGUGAUUUCACUUUCCGUCGGUGCUAAUGGGUAUGCUCCACAUUACCUCCAUGACUCCAUUGCAAUUGGAGCUUUUGGUGCCUCCGAACAUGGCGUCCUCGUCUCAUGCUCAGCUGGAAAUUCUGGUCCCGGCGCUUACACGGCAGUGAACAUUGCCCCGUGGAUUCUCACCGUUGGUGCUUCAACCAUAGAUCGAGAGUUCCCAGCAGAUGUUAUUCUAGGAGACAAUAGAGUAUUUGGUGGCGUUUCCUUGUACUUCGGCGAUCCCUUGACUGAUUCCAAAUUGCCAGUGGUUUAUUCCGGCGACUGUGGUAGCAAAUACUGUUAUCCAGGAGAGCUAGACCCUAAGAAAGUCGCCGGUAAAAUUGUUCUGUGCGACAGGGGAGGCAACGCUAGAGUCGAGAAAGGGAGUGCGGUGAAGCUAGCUGGUGGGGUUGGGAUGAUACUCGCUAAUUUAGCUGACUCCGGUGAAGAACUCGUUGCAGAUUCACAUCUUAUUCCGGCGACAAUGGUCGGUCAAAAAGCAGGAGACAAAAUAAGAAAAUACGUCAAGUCUGAUCCAUCACCAACAGCUACGAUCGUAUUCAGAGGAACCGUCAUCGGGAAAUUACCAGCGGCGCCACGUGUAGCGGCGUUCUCAAGCCGAGGACCGAAUCAUUUAACGCCGGAGAUUCUUAAACCGGAUGUUAUUGCACCCGGCGUCAACAUUUUAGCCGGUUGGACCGGAGCUAAUGGGCCAACCGAUUUGGAAAUUGACCCGAGAAGAGUAGAAUUUAAUAUUGUUUCUGGGACUUCCAUGUCGUGCCCUCACGUUAGUGGAUUAGCUGCCUUACUUAAAGGGGCCCACCUUAAGUGGACCCCAGCAGCCAUCAAGUCGGCUCUUAUGACAACAGCUUAUAAUUUGGACAAUUCAGGUAAGAUAUUUACUGAUCUUGCCACUGGGGAAGAAUCAACCCCUUUCGUUCAUGGAUUGGGGCAUGUAGACCCGAACCGAGCAUUGGAUCCAGGUUUGGUCUACGAUAUUGAAACCAGCGAUUACGUGAACUUCCUAUGCACCAUUGGCUAUGAUGGCAACGACAUUGCCCGGUUCGUAAGAGAUUCUACUCGGGUGAAUUGCAGUGAACGGAGUUUGGCUACUCCGGGAGACCUGAAUUACCCGUCGUUCUCCGUUGUUUUUACUAGUGAUAGUAAGAGAGUGGUGAAAUAUAAGCGAGUGGUGAAGAAUGUAGGGAAAAAUACAGAUGCCGUGUAUGAGGUGAAGGUGAAUGCGCCUCCAUCUGUGGAGGUGAUAGUGUCACCGUCGAAGCUUGUUUUCAGCGAGGAAAAGUAUAGUUUGUCGUAUGAGAUUAGCUUUACGAGUAGAAGAAGUGGAGGAGUGGAGAUGUCGAAGGGGAUUCAAUCUGCAUUUGGGUCGAUUGAGUGGAGUGAUGGGAUUCACAGUGUGAGAAGUCCAAUCGCAGUGCGUUGGCGAUACCAAUCUGCUGCGUCCAUGUGAGUAAUGGCUGUUGUUGGAUCAUCAUGACAAUGUAGCUGAAGAACUAUGCUUUAUUGAAGACGAAUAAAUUGGAAUCAUGGCAUACUGGACGCGAGGAAAUACCAUUGAAGUUUCAUUUGGUUUCACUUUCUUUCCUUUUUUUUUUCUUGUUUCGCAUGUUUUUCAGAUUGAUGUACAUAUUAAUGAAGCAUGUCAAAUUGUUCCAGAGUAA
Molecule: messenger RNA, 2703 nt
Organism: Solanum dulcamara
Lineage: Eukaryota; Viridiplantae; Streptophyta; Magnoliopsida; Solanales; Solanaceae
Product: subtilisin-like protease SBT1.4
Exons: 1
Coding region: 162-2492 (776 amino acids)
Biological process (GO): proteolysis
Molecular function (GO): serine-type endopeptidase activity
Source: RefSeq, a predicted model, not a curated record